Petromyzon marinus (sea lamprey) is the source of this 1694-nucleotide messenger RNA. It is a transcript of the gene PEX7, whose product is annotated as peroxisomal biogenesis factor 7. Gene Ontology annotation, molecular function: protein binding. Gene Ontology annotation, cellular component: peroxisomal matrix; cytosol. The record is from RefSeq and is a predicted model, not a curated record. Gene Ontology annotation, biological process: protein import into peroxisome matrix. Lineage: Eukaryota; Metazoa; Chordata; Hyperoartia; Petromyzontiformes; Petromyzontidae.
UUACAACACGACGGCGUUACGCGAUGACGUCACAACGCGAUGGCGUCACGCGUUACGCGAUGACGUGUACUCGCCGGGGUCUCCGUGGGCCGAGUGGUCGCAGUCCUAGGCAAGUCGCGAGUGUCCGCGAUGUGAGCGCCUUGCGCUGUCGCCGAACACGAGGGCCCCAUGGCAGAGUCUGGCGUGCGGACAUUCCGUGUCCCGGCGCGUCACGGCUACUCCGUCAAGUUCUCUCCGUUCUUUCCCGCUCAGCUGGCGUGCGCCGCAUCACAGUACUUUGGCAUCGCCGGGUCUGGGAGCCUCUUGAUUUUGCACCAGACCCCAGAGGGAAUUACCGAACUGCGGAGGUUCGAGUGGAACGACAGCCUCUUCGACGUGGCGUGGAGCGAGGACAAUGAGCACGUGCUGGUGACGGGCUCCGGCGACGGCUCCCUGCAGCUGUGGGACGCGUCGCAGCCUGAGGGGCCCCUGCGUGUCUACCAGGGCCACACCAAAGAGGUUUACAGCGUGGACUGGAGCCAGACCCGAGGAGAGAACCUCGUGGUGUCGGGAUCAUGGGACCAUACGGCCAGAGUGUGGGACCCCGCGGUCUUGUCGUCUCUGGCCGAGUAUCGCGGGCACGAGGGCGUCGUGUACAGCACCGUGUGGUCUCCGCACAUCCCAUCGUGCUUCGCCUCCGCGUCCGGCGACCAGACGUUGCGAGUGUGGGACGUGAAGAGCCCGCACGCGGCGCGCAUCGUCAUCCCCGCCCACCAGGAGGAGGUCCUCAGCUGCGAUUGGUGCAAGUACGACCAGAAUCUGCUGGUCUCUGCCGCCGUGGAUUGUGGCAUCCGCGGCUGGGACCUGCGAAACAUCCGGCAGCCGGUGUUUAGCCUGCUCGGACACUCGUACGCGAUACGGAGAGUCAGGUGUUCUCCAUUUCAGCCGACCGUCUUGGCUUCCUGCUCUUACGACUUCUCAGUGAGGUUCUGGGAUUUCCAGGCGCCCGUUCCCCUGCUCCAAACGGUGGAACACCACACGGAGUUUGUUUGUGGCCUCGACUUCAGCAUUCACACACCUGGGCAGGUGGCGGACUGCGCCUGGGAUGAGACGGUGCGUGUGUACGUUCCUGGUUGUCUGAAUGCCGCUCCAAGCUGACCUAUGGAACCAAUGAUAUAUGACCGUCCUCCCUCCAACUCCCCCCACCCCGUCUACAUCGCAGUUGGCAUUGCUGCUAAAAUUGCUGUCACAGUCACUGCCAUCAGCAUUAAACUCGUUUCGCCUUUUUUAUUUCGGGUGCUUAAAAAAAAAGUCAACACUUACAUGGAACUAUCGUUUUUAAUGGAAAGAAAACGGAUAAUACUACACUGUGACAUGUUAAUAGCUUCAAAAAGUAUCCACUUGUUCACCAUCGUUGUCAACGCGUGCCUGGAAUCUUCUCCAGGUGGUCUCCAGAGCCCAGAGGCAUAUUUCUUGUGGUGUUAUUGCAAAUUCCCAGAAGUGUUAACACUUUUUUUUAAGCACCCUGUAUUUAUAAUCAAAGGAAAGAUUAUUGUCAGUUUACUCAGCCGUCGUUGUGAAUGCCAUUACGGAGUUGUGCGAAGUUCUCUCCAAACAUUGUGAGCGUGGAGACACGGGACUUGAGCACCGUGGAGACACGGGACUUGAGCACCGUGGAGACACGGGACUCGAGCGUGGAGACACGGGACUUGAGC